UGUACCGCGUCUGGGCGCGAAAGCUCGAACUUCGCUGCCGAGCUGGAGACGGCGGGAGCUGUCGCCGUCAAGUUGAGGUUACUGCGGACACGUUCUCCUGGAGCUGUGCGGAAGGGAGGCCGGAAUCAUGACCGGCGUGGUGGGUCCUGAGGUUAACCUGGAAGUCAACGAUCUAAAACUCCUUUCACAAGAAGCAGCAGACAGUACUGUAGACAGUGGACAGGGCAGCUUUGAAACACUCGAGCCCUUGAGUGAAAGAGAUUCUGAUGAAGAGAUUUUUGUGAGCAAGAAACCGAAGAGCAGGAAAGUGUUACAAGACAGCGAUUCUGAGGCUGAGGACAGAGACGAUGCUCCGGAGAAACCCACCUACGACGACAGCGCAGAGGACACUAAGGAGGACUUACACUCAGGGCAGAGUCAGAGCAGAAGCCUUCUCAAAGCCCUGGCUGACAGUGAUGAGGGUAACAUGGGGGAAACUCCGAGUCAGGAGAGUCCUGAGACUCAAGGGGCUCCUUCCUUGGAGCCAGGCCACCAGACAGGACACUCUGUGGGCUUCACCACCAACAGAAAGCUCUCCAAAACGCUCCACAGAGAAGGAGCUGAGGGAAAAGCAAAAUCCAAGAGACGGCUGGAGAAAGAGGAGAGAACAAUGGAGAAAAUCAGGAGACUGAAAAAGAAGGAAACAAGAUGUGAGGAAAGCGAUGCAGACCGGCCGCUUAAUGACAGUGGCUGCCUCCUUGAAGAUAGUGAUCUUUUUGAAACAGGUUUGGAGGAAGAAAAUGACUCUGCACUGGAAGAUGAAGUGUCGUUAGAGUCAAUAAGGGCAGCUGUAAAAAACAAGCUGAAAAACCGCAAGAAAAAGGAGCCAUCUCUGGAGAGUGAGGCUUUUUCAUUAGAAGACGGAAAUGAGUUAUCCAAAGGCAGUGCGAGGAAGGAAAGAAAGGCAGCGAGGUUAAGUAAGGAAGCAUUAAAAAAACUGCAUAGUGAGACCCAGCGUCUGGUCCGAGAAUCUGCACUUAAUCUUCCGUAUCAUAUGCCUGAGAGUAAAACUAUUCACGAUUUCUUCAAACGUAAGCCCCGGCCCACGUGCCAGGGCAGUGCCAUGGCCCUGCUAAAGUCAUGUAAGUAUCAGUCGGGCCAUUACAAGGAAACCAUACACCCUGCAGAUGCAGCUGGAAUGGGUGCUGAGGACUCCAGCAGAGGUUCUGAGCAGAGGACAGGGGCUGGAAUUGCAGCGGAAACUAAUGUUCUCUCUGAGGUCUCAGAAGAAGCCGGGAUCUCUGCUGGAUCAGAUGAGGCUUGUGGGAAGGAUCCGGUAAGACGAGGAGAGCUGGAAAUUGAGGAGACUGCGAAGCACAGUGAUGACAGACCUUAUUCUCCUGGGGACAGAUCCAUGUCACAGCAAGAACCCUCCAUCCCCAGGAUCGAAGACAAUGAGGGGCAUCAGGCUGGAGACCUCACCGAAUCUGACCCUCCUGCCCUGGAGGGAGAAGAACUGAAAACAGUAGAAAAAACAGACGCAAAAGAGGGAAUGCCUGAACAGAAAACCCAGUCUGCAGCGGCAGGGGCAGCAGCGGCGGCGGCGGUGGUGCCACCUGAAAAGGUGAGACGAUUCACCGUGGACCGACUUAGACAGCUGGGAGUGGAUGUUUCCAGUCAACCUCGGCUGGGCGCUGAUGAAGAUUCCUUUGUGAUACUUGAUGAACCUAAAUCCAACAGAGAAUUGGAAGCCUUGAAGCAGCGUUUCUGGAGGCACGCUAACCCAGCAGCCAGUCGCAGGGCUUGUCAGACGGUGAAUGUGAACAUCAUUGUGAAGGACUUGGGCACUGACGGGAAGGAGGAGCUGAAGGCAGAAGUGGUACCUGUCACUUUGGCAGCAGAGAAGCUGGAGGGAGCAAGCCACACAAAGCCAGGUGAAAAACUGCAGAUGUUGAAAGCUAAGUUGCAGGAGGCAAUGAAACUCCGAAGGCUUGAGGAGCGGCAGAAGCGCCAAGCAUUAUUUAAAUUAGAUAAUGAAGAUGGAUUUGAAGAGGAGGAGGAAGAGGAAGAAAUGACAGAUGAGUCUGAGGAAGAUGGAGAAGAGGAGGUGGGAGAGGAGGAGGAGGAGGAUCAAGACAUUCAGGAGACUACAGAAUAUCUUCUUGGUAGUGAAGAUACAGAAACCAAAGAUGAAAAAGAAACAGAUAAAGAAAAUACAGACACCAGUAGUGACAUUGGCAAGUCUGUUGCCCUCUGUGUCCCCAAGCCUCUCUCUUCAGACUCCACCUUACUUCUGUUUAAGGACAGCUCUUCUAAGAUGGGUUACUUUCCUACUGAAGAAAAGUCAGAAACAGAUGAACACUUGGGCAAGCAGUCUGACAAACUGGAUGAGGAUGACUCGAGUUCACUGCUAACAAAGGAGAGCAGUCACAAUAGCAGCUUUGAGCUGAUCGGUUCCACAAUUCCAUCCUAUCAGCCUUGCAACAGACAGAUAGGCCGUGGGGCAAGUUUUCUCCCUACAGCAGGAUUCAGAUCGCCGUCCCCUGGGCUGUUCCGAGGGAGUUUGAUCAGCUCGGCUUCUAAGAGUUCAGGAAAACUGUCUGAGCCUUCACUUCCCGUAGAGGAUUCCCAGGAUCUGUACACCGCCUCCCCAGAGCCUAAGACACUUUUCCUAGGAGCAGGAGACUUCCAGUUCUGUUUGGAAGAUGACACUCAGAGCCAACUGUUGGAUGCAGAUGGAUUUUUAAACAUUAGAAAUCACCGCCAUCGCUAUCAGGCUGUGAAGCCCCAGUUGCCGCUGGCCAGCAUGGACGAGAAUGCCAUGGAUGCCAACAUGGACGAGCUGCUGGAUUUGUGCACUGGACAGUUUACAUCUCAGCCUGAGGAGAAAUGUCAACCAAGGAAGAACGACAAGAAAGAAAACAUGGAGGAACUUUUGAAUCUCUGCUCGGGCAAAUUUCCUUCUCAAGAUGCCUCCCCAGUGGCUGCACUGGGGCUGAGGAGUCAGGAGAAGGAGAGCAGCACAGAAGACCCGAUGGAAGAGGCGCUUGCUCUUUGCUCCGGCUCUUUCCCAACAGACAGGGAGGAAGAGGGUGAAGAGGAGGAAUUUGGAGACUUCCAGCUUGUUUCAAAGGAGAAUGGAUUUGCUAGUGACGAGGGUGAACACAGUGACUCCAACGAUGAAGACCUGGCCCUGGACCUGGAGGAUGAUGAAGAAGAGCUCCUGAAGCAGUCUGAGAAGAUGAAACGCCAAAUGAGACUGAAGAAAUACUUGGAAGACGAGGCAGAGGUGUCAGGCAGUGACGUGGGAAGUGAAGACGAGUAUGAUGGGGAGGAGAUUGAUGAAUACGAAGACGACGUCAUUGAUGAGGAGCUUCCGUCUGAUGAGGAGCUGGAGAGUCAGAUCAAGAAAAUACACAUGAAAACCAUGUUGGAUGAUGAUAAGCGACGACUACGGCUAUAUCAAGAGAGGUACCUUGCUGACGGGGAUCUACACAGUGAUGGACCUGGACGAACAAGAAAAUUCCGAUGGAAACACAUAGAUGAUACCUCCCAGAUGGAUCUGUUUCACAGAGACUCCGAUGACGAUCAGGUUGAAGAACAGCUUGACGAGACCGAAGCCAAGUGGAGGAAGGAACGGAUUGAGCGAGAGCAGUGGCUUCGGGAACAGGCUCAACAGGGGAAAAUUGCUGCUGAAGAAGAGGACAUUGGGGACGACAGUCAGUUUAUGAUGCUAGCCAAGAAAGUCACAGCCAAAGCACUGCAGAAGAAUGCCAGUCAUGCUGUGGUUGUUCAGGAAUCAAAGUCUGUGCUCAGAAACCCUUUUGAAACCAUCAGACCAGGAGGUGCUCACCAGCUGAAGACAGGCUCCCUGCUAAACCAGCCCAAAGCUGUGCUCCAAAAACUUGCUGCCCUGUCUGACCUCAACCCCAGCGCUCCCCGAAACUCAAGGAACUUCGUCUUUCAUACACUCUCUCCCACCAAGGCAGAGGCAGCAAAGGACUCAUCUAAGCCUCAGGUCAGAAGAAGGGGACCGUCGUCAAUGAUGUCACCGUCUCCUAAGCGGCUAAAGACAAACGGAAGCAGUCCAGGGCCAAAGCGAAGCAUCUUCAGAUACUUGGAAAGCUAACGCCAUCCAGGAUGCCAGUGUCUGUGGAAAGUACUCAAACAGUUUUCCUGGGUUGACACCACUUUCAAGGCGAGGUGUUCGGAGGAGGAAGAAAGUGUGGCAUUAUAGAAAAUUACAGAAAGCACUGAAAGCCAGCCUGGGAUGAGGCUCCCACAGCCACACGACCCUUAACACAGUACCAGGCCGAGCAGUAUGCACCCGGCUGUUGCAUCGUCCUGUUCCUUCUGUGUCAUGUAAACUUCUAGUCUUGAUCUUCGAUUAACCUUCAUCGCCUUUGACAUGAGGACUUGAGCUGGUACCUAGUUCAGAAAGAGGUUAUCCCUCCCUUUCGGCAGUGUGAGAGGAAGAUAAAGGGUUAUACCCAGUGUCCACCCACACUGGAUAAUCAACAGAGAACAGACCUUCCCCAGGACUAGAGUUUCAACUUAAAGCAUUUGUUCGAGAGCCUCCCUCCCUUCUGCAGAAACCUGACCACUAUUUAUUGCUGCUUUGGGGCUGAGUUUCUUGCCCUGACCAUCAGAGGACAUUUUAAUAUUUCAUUACUAAUAUUGAGAGCAGACCAGUAGAAUUUAAUAAAAACGUUAAAGAGAACUGCUAUUAGUCGCUUUCUUUGACCAGCUACUAGGCUUUCAGAAGCAUAGACCAGUUCUCUUCUAUCAGAGCGGAAUUCGUGCUGCUUUGCAAAAACCAUUG
Molecule: messenger RNA, 4801 nt
Organism: Mus caroli (Ryukyu mouse)
Lineage: Eukaryota; Metazoa; Chordata; Mammalia; Rodentia; Muridae
Source: RefSeq, a predicted model, not a curated record